AUGAACCGGUCCACCUCUGUCCUCUCGCGGUCCCCUUCCUCGUCAACCCAACGGCCGGCUGCCCCCGAGUUAACUCCCGUCUUGGAUGAGCUGAGAACCAUCUGCAAUGAUAAUGAUGCAAUAACGUCUCAGGUCGCCCUCGCUGCGACCGAAUGUCUGCUUCGUCUCCGUCACACAUUUAUCGAUAGCAAGCGCCCAAGUGAAGCGAAGGAGACCUUCCGACAUCUACAGGGUUUCCAAACUCUACUGGCUCUGCUCCGAAAGGUCUCACUAUGUUAUGAUUCGCAUGUGUCAUCUAAGGAUGAGAGGAAAGACCUACUGUCGCUUUACAGAGAUGCAUUGGCAGUACUGGCUGAGGGUUUGAAGGAGCAUUUUGGGAACAAGCGGUAUUUCGCAAAUCGGAUUGGCAGAGGAGAAGGGGCAUUGGAAGAAGUUUUCACCAUCCUGGCCAAAAAAGUUAACUCAAUUCAAGGCGAUACGGAGCAAUUCUACGGCGCGAUCUUAGCAGCGGCCCUUUGCCAGGAGACAGUUGCUAGUGUAUUCACAACCCUGAGUACUAAAUUCCAAACCGCUGAGGAGCUAUCUUCGGAUAGUGUUAGAGAAGAAGUGGACCGAUGCGUAGGAAAAUCAGAAACAAUUGAAGUGCCAGAGCUCCUUGGCCCAUUUGUUCGGGUAUGGUUAACGCAGUCGUCUGCCUCUAUAUCUGAAUACGGAGUCCAGAGACUAGCCGUGCCGGCAUGUCUAGUCCAACUCGCCUCACAGUCUCAAAGGAAUAGCACGACAUUACAUUCCACUGGCAUCAUCUCACUGAUUCUGCCACUUUUGUUCAAUGAAGAGCGCCCGGAACCCGAGAGAUUAUUCUACCAAGAAUUGGCAAAAAUACUUUGUACUCUGGGAAUAAGUAACUUGAAUGACGUGACCGCUCUGUAUCGACAAGCUCAUGACUGUCCGAAGGUUCUUCGUUUUCUCGUUGACGUUUUGAAAUGUUCUAAAGAACCACCCUUGAUACAGUUUGACUUAUCGUUGCAUGGCUAUUGCUCCUUAGAACUAUCAACCAUGGGUCGCUCAUUCCCACCGGCAACUUCUUCUGGUUAUACCUUAGCAGUCUGGGCACGGUUUGACCAGUUUGAUCCGAGCACUCAUACGACGAUUUUUGGAGCUUUUGACGCAAGUCAAACUUGCUUCUUGCUCGCGUACCUUGAAAAGGAUACACGAAACUUCAUAUUGCAGACUUCAAUUAGAGGGCCUCGUCCUAGCGUUCGGUUCAAGUCUAUAUCCUUUGAACCUAAUCGAUGGUACCAUAUCUGCGUGGUCCACAAGAAGCCCAGGCCGCCGUCAUACUCCCGGGCAUCUUUAUUUAUAGAUGGCGAAUUCGUUGAGCAAUUGAGGAUCGAGUACCCGUGUAUGCCGGUUUCCAACUCUCCAAAUAGGCCGCCAAGGGUUCAAGCGUUCUUUGGGACCCCUCAAGAUCUGGCGAUGAGGCUGGGGAAGGGUAUCUCAACCUCUCGAUGGUCCCUAGCUAAUGCAAUUCUGUUUGAAGAAGCAUAUAGCGACGAUAUGAUUGCCGUCUUUUACAAUCUCGGCCCACGUUAUUACGGCAACUUUCAAGACUGUCUAGGUUCCUUUCAGACGUAUAAGGCCUCUGCAGCGUUGAACUUGCGGAACGAGCAUCUGCAUCCUGGUAAAGAGGAGUCAUCGGACAUUGUUACUGCUAUCCGGCGAAAAGCAAGCACUCUUGUUCGUGAAGGGUGCAUAGCAGUUAAUGUUUCUCCCCUAUCAGUUCUAGACGAUGAGGAUAGUAAUAAUAUUGAUGAAAAUAGGCUUGUUAAGUAUCUUUCGAAACAAGCAGCCAAAAACUUGCAUCAGCUGACAAAGUCUGGAGGAAACGCAGUAGCUGUCAACGGCGCCACUCCCGCUAUUAAUGAUGCUUUAACCCAGGCCCAUGGCGUCGGUAUCCUGACGGGGGAUCCUGUAGUUGCAGUACCACAGUCGUUGGAUGACGCGAGCUGGCGUAUCGGAGGCUGUGCGGCGGUGCAUCUGAGCUUGGUUCACGCGGCCAGUACCGCUGAAUCUACACUUUUGGCGGUAGAAGCAUUGUACGAGGCUGUACAAGACAACUGGCGAAACAGCGAAGCAAUGGAGAAAGAAAAUGGGUAUGGAAUUCUUGCAGCAUCGUUACGCGAGAAGCUGGCAUCUCCGUCUCCAGCAACAGGCACUGCCACAGGCCCGAAGACUUCCAAUGUCUGCUCCACAUACGAGGAACGAUCUACUUUGGCUUUCGAGCUACUUCGUUUGACCCUCAAAUUUGUCGGUUAUGAUUUCGAACAACCAAAUCGCUCGAUCAUCACGAAUCCUCUAGCAUACAGAAUCUUGCUCGUGGACCUAGAUGUGUGGAGAUAUGGCGAGAUGCCUCUCAUUGAAUUGUAUUACUCCCAAUACUGUAUAUUUGCCAGCGAAAGCAAGUUCCGUCGGUUUAAUGCAAAGCGUCUCGCCCGCAUGCGCGUUAACAAAAAGUUGCUCGAGGCUCUUAAGGGAGAAGAGUUUACGCUGGAGGGUCUGCGCCUUUUUACUUCCGCCUUCGGGUCGCUGAUGGAGGGUUGCUUGUCUGCAGACUUGUUCCGUUCUCUGGCCCUUUUCAUCACCUAUGGUAUCCAUAAGCCAAAGGAGCCGAGCAGGUUACAGAAGAAGAAGAGCCUACGGUUUAAUACGGUUACAAGGCAGCCCACACCUAGCCCCGGCCAGAAGUACGUUGCAAGCACUACGGUAGCGAUAGAGAUGCUUAGGAUGUAUUGCUCUCUUCUGUGCAAUGCACAUGAUCUUGGGCCGAUAAAGAGGUUUGCCAGAGCUGUUACAAACAAGUGGCUUUUGUACCUUAUGUGUGAGGACGAACCCGAGAUUGUCAUUUUGGCAACGAAGAUCAUGGCUCGUUUGAUAGUGAUCCAUGGAGGAAGUUAUAGCAAGAAAUUCAGCGACAAAACUGGGGGCUAUAUCAUAAUGCGACACUGUCUAAAGAAAUGGUGGAACGUCCCAAGCCUGUGGCCCAUCUGCUUUGCGAUACUUUUUGGCGUCGAUAUUGGUAAGGUCAACAUUGAUAAAUCGCUCGAUCAGUCUUCUCUUUCCGAGCUCUUUUGCCCUAAAGGCGAAGCUCAGGUUAUAUAUCCUGAAAUGCUUCCAGUCAUCUCCGAUAUGUUGCAAUCUGGUUUGAAGCCGACAGUAUUCGCUGAGUUCUCAGUGGUAAAUAAGCCGAGCCCCGAUGCUCCUUCGGAUCACCUUGUGCAGUUCACCAAGCCGUCUAUGUCAUUCUCCGCACCCAUCAGUACGACAAGUGAGGGGCUGUCACUUUUAACCGCCGUUGUUGAAUUUUUCGCUGUAGCGCAAAUAAAGUCACAGAGCUUCCGUGAGUUCGCAGCACGGCCUGAUUACGUCCAAAGCCUAGUUUCUAUUCUUUUCCCUGUUGUUAUCGGCUCCGAUGCUGUAAGUCCGGACGUUGAGUUAAGCUCUCAACCUCGUAUGGGUGAUCUAGCAUUUGAUGAACACCAUCUAGUUUCUCGCCCACGCUCGCGAAGAACAUCUGAACUACGAACAACUACUGUUGAACAGCCUGGAAGCCAUGAUCAUAGUGGCGGGCCUUUAAGACGCGGUUCAUCCUUCAUAUUAGUUUCCUCUGAUCGAGGGAAAUACAUGCCGUCCUCUCACCGGAUACGUCGUGCUUUCUCACACAUGAAAAUUGACAGCAAAGGGACAACUGACCACCCUCUCAUAACGGGCAUUCUUAAUCUAGCUCUUUCUGUAUUCUCAGAGCAGCUUCUAGAGAGGAAGGACUUCUCUGGUCUGGGGCUCUAUCUCAAGACGCCACCUGGAUUCCCCGAACAUCAGGCGUACUUCAACUCCUGGGUGUUACGCAACCUUCUUUCUACGCUUAAGGAUGCCAUAUUCUCAAGGGUCGAGUUACUGGCCGAACCCCGCGUGCUCACUAACUUGGGACGCUUCACAACACACCUAGGAGAAGCAGUGUAUGAAGGUUGGUUCUUCGACGGUGCCAUUGCCACUCUUGAAUUUGCAGGAACAAUCUUAGAAUAUCUCCAACGGCCUGAGGUCUCGCGCCUGAAGAGUAUAAGGCUCUGCAGCCAAGCGAUAGCAACAAUCCGCUCGACACUGUUUCGUGUCGUUUUAUUCGGACUAUCAGAGGUCGACGGAACGGAGGCACUUUCUUUUCUAAAUCGCCUCUCAUAUUGGCAAGUAGUACUUCUUUCCGGGGAAACCCAGCCCGACCACCUGCAGUUGCUAUGCUAUCUUCUCUAUACGAAAUUGAUCGAUAGAAAUGAAAAUGUACGCUUGGCUGCAGCUAGUCUUUUUAGGAUCAUGCUAGUGCAAAAGCCGAUAGAGAUGUCUACCAUCCUAAGCCAAGCAACAGCACCUCUACAGCAGCGGCUUUCCGGUGGCUUUGAGGCUCUUGUUGGAAUGGAUGAUAUUGCCUUUUUGCAGUGGGUUGAUGACCAGGAGAAUGACUUGAACACCAUGUUUUUCGGAAUAUUAUCAAAAGCAUGGGAAAGCUUUGUCCAAGAAGAAAACGCGAGCUUAGAGUCAUCAGCACGCGCUCGAAUUUCUAGGCGUCAUGAAAAACUGAAGCAGUGGGAUCAGGUGGAAAAGCUCGAUGAAGAAGUGAUACGCAAGCAUGAGGCUACCUUCCCUCACUGGAUAUCGAACAUAUCAGCCUCGGAGUUCUUGAAAUAUCAAAGAGCACUACAGGAUCAACAAGACAGUUCCACGUUUAUGUGGGCGGCACUCGCACACUUGAACAUGGACUUGCGACGCUACGGAGGUGUUUUUGCUGAACAAAAGGAGAGAAGAUGGCGGCUUGACCAAACAGAAGGGCGAAGCCGUAUGCGGAUACGUACUGUACCGGAUGACUCAGAAGAGCAUCAAGUUUAUCAGCCGAAACGAAAGGCGUCAGAGCCUCCGGCGAUGAGAUUAGACACGCAUGUUACCUCUUCAAACGGGGAGUCAUUUGGCCUGACUCCCACUGCCAUGGCUGCCGACCACUCCGAGGCUAAUUCUCAGGGUAUUGGUCCUGACAGUAGGAGCGUACUUGAAGAAAGCUUCGAGAUGAUUGACGACCCGAAGGCAGAUCUUGAAGACUAUGAAGACAAGAAUAGAAAAGUCAUGAGAAGCCUACACCGUGGCGACCAAGUCGAUAGUGUUUGCAACAUGUCGCGUAUUGUUGGGUUGGAGGCAUGUGAAGGUCUUUUGAUUCUUGGAAAGGAUCACAUCUACAUUCUGGAUAACUUCUUCCAGAGGUCAGAUGGCGAGAUUGUCAAUGUCUGGCAAGCCCCUGCCGAGGAACGAGACCCUUACGUUCGCAUGAUCACUGGCAGAGAGUCGAAUGAACGUAAAUCACAGGAGCAUGAAACUAGAAGCUGGAAAUGGUCGGAUCUAAUUAGUGUCUCCAAGAGGCGAUUCCUAUUUCGCGAUGUGGCCCUCGAAAUAUUCUUUACCGAUGGAACUAGCUAUUUGCUGACCCUCAUAUCAUCGCCCGCCCGAGAUAGCCUUUGUAGCCAACUUGCGACCAGGGCUCCUCAAGUAACAGGAAGUGUUGGCCACUCAAGGCCGGAGGAUAUCUGGAGAUUUGAGACCCUUCGAAGCCCGGAAGAUGCGCCUCAGUCCCUUGGUUCGAGAUUCGCCAGCGUAUUUGGUCAUUCACCGGCACACCCUGCAACGCGCAAAUGGGUAAAGGGUGAAAUCUCCAAUUUUCACUAUCUCAUGCUCAUCAAUACCCUCGCUGGAAGGACGUUCAACGAUCUGACGCAGUACCCUGUUUUCCCAUGGGUGCUUGCUGAUUAUACAAGCGAGGAGCUGGAUCUGACCAACCCACAAACUUUCCGUGACUUAUCAAAACCCAUGGGUUGCCAAACCCCUGAGCGCGAGGCUGAGUUUAGGGAACGAUACAAGGCUUUCGCAGAGAUGGGAGCAGACGACUCUCCCCCGUUUCAUUACGGAACUCACUACUCUUCAGCUAUGAUUGUUAGCUCAUACCUGAUUCGUCUCCAGCCAUUCGUGAAAUCAUACCUUCUACUUCAGGGUGGCACAUUUGACCACGCUGACCGUCUUUUUUACUCUAUCGCUAAGGCUUGGGAAUCCGCUUCGCGCGGGAACAUGUCGGAUGUGAGAGAGCUAAUACCUGAGUUCUUCUACCUCCCAGAAUUUCUUGUCAACUCCAAUAAAUACGACUUUGGAGUUCUACAGAACAUGACUACAGCGAUUGAUUCUGUGGAACUGCCGCCAUGGGCGAAGGGCGACCCUAGAAUAUUCAUUGCAAAACACCGUGAGGCUUUAGAGAGUCCUUAUGUAACCCAGAACCUGCACCACUGGAUUGACUUGGUGUUUGGCUGCAAACAGAAAGGAGAAUCUGCAAUUGAAGCGGUCAAUGUUUUCCAUCACCUAUCAUAUCAGGGAGCCAAAGAUGUCGAUGCCAUCGAUGACCCUGUUGAACGACUUGCUACAAUUGGCAUCAUCCACAACUUUGGGCAGACACCACACCAGAUCUUCAAUCGUCCUCACUCACAGCGAGAAGAUGUGCGCUACAAGGUCCCGCGCUUAGACCGCCUCGCUGAGUCACUUACACAGCAGCCACUUUCACUUCUGGAUAUUGGCGAGAGAGUGUCAUCACUUUCAAUGAAACAAGACCGCCUGUUAUGUGCUGCUGCUCUCAGGCUAAACAUCCCACCCGCCUAUGACAAGUAUAUGGAAUGGGGCUUUUUCGAUGGUAGCGUGAGGUUCUACUCAGCGGAUAAUCGAAAGCUUCUGGGACAUUUCGAACACCUUCAUAUUGGCCAGCUGUCUGCUGCAGUAUUUGCGGAUUCCCGUACGUUGGUCACCUCAGGCGUGGAUUGUACCGUUUCGACAUGGACAUUCACCUCCACGGCAAAGUCUGUAGAUCUACAACCUGCAGGGUCUCUAUUCGGACACCGCUCGCCUGUAACGGUAUUGGCAGUCUCGCGUUCAUUUAGUGUUCUCCUCUCUGCAUCUACUGAUGGUCAGAUUAUGCUUUGGGAUCUCAACCGACAAACCUUCGUUCGAGAGCUUCCGGCCAAGGGAUACGUAGAUUGUGCAAGAAUCAACGAUGUAACUGGAGAAAUAGCGGUUUGUCGGGGAAGUCGACUCAGUCUCUACACACUCAACGGGACGCUGUUGCUGGACCAGGCUGUGUGCGAGUCAGACGAGGACCAGGUGAUGACCUGUGUCUUCUAUGAGGGCGUGAACAAUGAGUGGCAGGAGCGAGAGCUUCUCUUCACCGGCCACAAACGAGGUGUUGUCAAUAUUUGGAGUAAAAUCGUUCACAAUGGGCGCUUUGAGUUUGAAUUGAUUCGACAGCUUCAUCAUACUGACAACAGUCGUGACAAUGGAGCCAAUAUCUCUGCCGGAAUCAGCUAUAUCCUUACGCUCCCGCAUGUGGUCUACACGGGUGAUGAAGUGGGGAAAGUGUAUGAGUGGAGCUGCGUCCAGCGUCGCUAA
This is a messenger RNA of Aspergillus alliaceus, 7512 nucleotides long. RefSeq names its product Beige/BEACH domain protein. The coding region runs from base 1 to 7512 and encodes 2503 amino acids. Lineage: Eukaryota; Fungi; Ascomycota; Eurotiomycetes; Eurotiales; Aspergillaceae. The record is from RefSeq and is a predicted model, not a curated record. The transcript is spliced from 8 exons. Gene Ontology annotation, molecular function: protein binding.